GUUUAUUUUUUUUUGGGGUGGGGGGGUCAUGGUUUCUAUUCAGACGGGGAAUGCUGUUUUUUCCCCACCACUCUUAAUUAAUAAAUAAAUAAACUUUUUUUUUUACAAAGCAGAAUCACAACUGUGAAGUUUCUUAAUUAUGUUUGCAUUUAUUUAAUGAAUAAUAAUAAUAUUUGUAGCAUUAUUAUUAUGGUAUGGUGUUUUGCUUCACUCAUUCUGAGUAGUUCCGGGUUCUACUGUUGCUCCAAUAUCGAGUUCUUCAUAUAUUUUCUCUAAAUCUGGCUUUAUCUUUAUUUAUUUAUUUUUUUUAGCUUGUCUGGCGCACCCUAUGCGCCGGGCUCCUGACACCCUUCCUCGCUCAGUUCACAUCGCGUCACACCUGGUCGAAAAAGUUACAGAAAUUAAAACAAAAGUUGUUGUUUUUUUUUUUUGCGUGCUACCCCUUUAAGACGCGACCAUCGCCACGCCCCCGCGUCUCAUUAGCAUAUCGAAUCGAUCGAAACGUUCCAUGAGGGCCGCGAAGAGCCAAUGAGAGGCCGGGGGGCGGGACUUCCUGGUGCGGGUCUCUCUGUCAACAGUGAGAUGCUUGUGAGGCUUUCUGAAGGAAAGGAAGAGAGGAAAAAAGAGAGUGAACGAGGAAAGGGGAAAAAAAAAGAAGAGAGACGUGUUUGAGUCUUUUAAAAACUCGCAAGAGAAGUGCAAAAUUAAAACAUGGAGCCCGUACGUGACAGCGUUUCUACAGCAUCGAGUCCUGUGCAAGACAUCUGCAUGGACAUCGGAGGGGAAACUUGCCUUUCUUAAGAGAGUUUCUGUGAUUUAAAAAGAUUAUUUUUUUUGGCUUUGGCUUUUUUUUUUUUUUUGAAGACGGACAAGAAAAUAUUCGCAUAUUGCUCAACCGAUCGCUCGAGUUUAUUGGUUGCAAAAAAAAAGUUGGAUUUCAUGUUCUUUCUUGGACAAAAAAACAAAAUAAUUUUCAUGUUUGAAUAAGAAGAUGUGUCUUAGCAAAUAUUAUUAUUAUUAUUAUUAUUAUUAUUAUUAUUAUUAUUAUUAUUAUUAUUAAACACAACGUUGCUUCUGCUGGUCGUGUUUAACCAAACUGGUUUGAAAUCAGCCCCGAGUUCCAGAAUUAGCGUAAGACGACAAACUAAAACAAAAAGUUGCAAAAACAGGAUAUCAAAAACAUCUAAUAGAAUCUGUAAGUUAAAAACGACGUUUCCGUGCAAUAAUAACACUAAAGCACGUAGGAGGGCUAAAUAUUUGCAUGUAGGGUUGUGGGUACACAGAAUAUUACUGUAACUUUAUAUUUGAAUGCUCGUGUUUUUUUUUAAUUUAUUUUUUAAUUUUAUUACAAUUUAGAGAGUUUAUUUUUGAUGUUAUUAAAGGAUUAAAUAAAAAAAAAAUAGAUUUUUUUUUUUUCCAAUCUGAAUUAUGUGCAACUGUAAAAUCCCCGAGGGAGUUGUGGACUUGGGACGCAGAGCAGAAGGGGGGGGUCUAUAUUAUAAUAUAUUAUAAUUAUACAUUUGUGAUCGAGUGUCGUAAUAAUUAUGUAAUACUGCACUACCAACAGCAAUCGCUAAUGUAAUCGCUGUUAGUCUUGCUGGCAAAGCACAUUGUCAAGACUAGACUGCUAUACCAGCGUUGGUCCUAAUUUCUAAUCCUGCCAUAUAUUUUAAUAUUUAAAAAAUAUAUAUAUUUACAACUACACUUUCAUGUUAAGGGUAGAAGAGCCUAAUAUCUGUGUGUUAUUUAAACAAGAGAACUAAACCCGCAUUUGAUAACAGAAACUGAUUGGUGUUGUGUCAGUCUGAAUGCAAGUAUUUUAUGUCAUAUUGUAUUUAUCUUUAAAGACAGGAAACAAACAAAAUCCAUACGUAAAUACUGUAGAGGCGUUGCUAAGGCAACAUUUAAAGAUGCAAUGAUAUCUGAAAAUAGAAAUUAAAAACUCGUUUUAAACUGACAAUAAAGCCACGCUAUUAUUAUUAUUAUUAUUAUUAUUAUUAUUAUUAUUAUUAACAAUAACAUAAUAACCUGAAACAGUUUGUUGAAUUGAUACACGAUAAAGUUUCAGUACGUACAAUAAUGAUGAUUUCUGAUUUUAAAAAAUAUAUAAAAACUGUACGGUUUCCUAACAUUUGUGCAAUAAGUUAUACGCAAGACCAGAAUUCUAAUAAUAUUUUUUGAAAGGCAGAUUAUUAUUAUUAUUAUUAUUAUUAUUAUUAUUAUUAUUAUUCUUAUUAUUAUUAAUAUUGUUGUUGUAAUGGCUCUGGUAUAGACUUACUUAAGGGGGUACUAUAUGGGACCAAACCAGCACAGAAAAAAUAAAGUGUUUGUGGAAGUUGCAUGAAGGUUUUUGGGGGGUGUGUUUGUUUUGUUUUUUUUAUCACGGAUGUUUUUUUUUUUGUUUUUUUUUUAACUCUCAAUAUUUACCGUUUUAUUUUUUUCUAUAACGGUCACUGAGGAGUUUAGUUUAUUGGAUAUAUAACUUAAGUUCAGACGCGAGAUUUGGACUCGGAACACUCAUAAUUAAUAACCUUAUUAGUUCAGUUUUUGUUUUGUUAUUUUAUGCAAGGAAGUGACAUUUAAUAAAAAAGGGGGAAGACUUUUAUUUUAAAAAAAAUGAGCGGCGGGAAGAAAAAAAGCGGUUUCCAGAUCACCAGCGUUACCUCGGAAUUUGAGAAGAAGAACGGAACCGGGGAAUUAACACGAAAUGAUAACUUAUCUCCUGAAUCCAACGGACCCACUAUGUUAUUAACCCCGAAACUGGAAAGCACCAGCCCGCUUAACUGUUACGCGGGAGGCCCGGCUUCUCGCAGUGCCUCGCCCGGCCCUGUUGCCACGGCAACGCCGGACCCCUCCAUAGCAACCAACGCGACCGGCGCCCCUCAGAACCGAGGCGCCCCCCGGAGAACUGACCGCGACGGGGCGGGAAACUCAGGACAGGCCGAGGACUCGGCAGCAGCGGGCCCGCAAACGCAGGGACUUUCGAAAACAAAAAACAACCAGAAACCGACAGCCGGCGGUUACAACGGCUCCGCCGCGCCUUCGUUGCUGUGCCCCCGUUUGGCUGGUAAAACGCUGCCCUGUUUUUCCGCCCCGAACACCCCGACCCAAGCCAGGAGAGGACAGCCCGCUCUCCCAACCGCUGCAAACGAAGCAGCCGCGGCCAGCUCUCCCUCCUCGCCGCCCGGGACGCUCCUGCCCCCGCUGGCCUUGCCUCUUACUUCGCCCACGGGCUGUCGUUUCCGACUGGUCAAGCUGGACCACGGGCUGCGGGAGCCCUACAAGCGAGGGCGGUGGUCCUGCGUGGAUUUUUACGACCGGGACAGCCUGCGACACGCACACUCGCUGGAGUCUUUGGACGGGCUGGGCUUGGCGAGCAGCGCCGCCGACAGCAAGCGCCACCACAAGCCGCUGUUCAUGACGCCCACGCCGAACCAGCACCACCUCGUCCACUCCCAGGGCACGACGCAUGUGCUGGCUCCGAACCCGCACCCCGCGACCCCUUCCAGGGCGCCCCAAAACAUCACCCCGCCUCGCUCUCCGAAGGGAGCCGCCAGCCGGGGGCUCUGGAGUCCGCCCACCUGUCUCCGGUCUCCCGUCUCUCUGUCCUUGGCAGGGGAGCUCAUCAAUUCAACAGAGUCUAAAAACGUCGAUCAGGCGGAGCGAGGGAGGAAGAGUGCCAGGAUGGACUGCGGUUCGCGGAGCGGCUCGCCGGCGCCCCCUCUGGUCAGUGCUGGAAGUCCGGGCAGGAGGUCUCUGGAGUGCAGGAUCCACAGCCCAGCCUGCUUCAGCUUUGCUCAGUCCAUGUUUGGUGUGGGGACCAGUUUCGAUAUUGAUGACGAGGGUGGUUCAGGUAACAGCAUGGUUGCCAUUGACAACAAGAUCGAACAAGCCAUGGACCUUGUGAAGAGCCACCUGAUGUUCGCGGUUCGCGAGGAGGUCGAGGUUCUGAAGGAGCAGAUCAAGGAGCUGGCAGAGAGGAACUCUGUCCUGGAGAGAGAGAACAGCCUGCUGAGAGCCAUCGCCUCCCCAGAGCAGCUGAACCAACUGCAGGGAGAGAGAGGAUCCACCAUCGCCUCCCCAGAGCAGCUGAACCAACUGCAGGGAGAGAGAGGAUCCACCAUCGCCUCCCCAGAGCAGCUGAACCAACUGCAGGGAGAGAGAGGAUCCACCAUCGCCUCCCCAGAGCAGCUGAACCAACUGCAGGGAGAGAGAGGAUCCACCAUCGCCUCCUCAGAGCAGCUGAACCAACUGCGAGGAGAGAGAGGAUCCACCAUCGCCUCCCCAGAGCAGCUGAACCAACUGCAGGGAGAGAGAGGAUCCACCAUCGCCUCCCCAGAGCAGCUGAACCAACUGCAGGGAGAGAGAGGAUCCACCAUCGCCUCCCCAGAGCAGCUGAACCAACUGCGGGGAGAGAGAGGAUCCACCAUCGCCUCCCCAGAGCAGCUGAACCAACUGCAGGGAGAGAGAGGAUCCACCAUCGCCUCCCCAGAGCAGCUGAACCAACUGCAGGGAGAGAGAGGAUCCACCAUCGCCUCCCCAGAGCAGCUGAACCAACUGCAGGGAGAGAGAGGAUCCACCAUCGCCUCCCCAGAGCAGCUGAACCAACUGCGGGGAGAGAGAGGAUCCACCAUCGCCUCCCCAGAGCAGCUGAACCAACUGCGGGGAGAGAGAGGAUCCACCAUCGCCUCCCCAGAGCAGCUGAACCAACUGCAGGGAGAGAGAGGAUCCACCAUCGCCUCCCCAGAGCAGCUGAACCAACUGCAGGGAGAGAGAGGAUCCACCAUCGCCUCCCCAGAGCAGCUGAACCAACUGCAGGGAGAGAGGGGGGCCGAGACCCCUAGAGACAGCCCCAAGAGUAACGGGAACACGACCAGUAAUAAUAAUAAUAAUAAUAACAAUAAUAAUAAUCAUAACAUUGACAGCAGCAGCAGCAGCAGCACGGCACCCUUGGUUUGAGACAGACCUCACUACCUUCCUCCCCCCCACCCACCCAAAAUCUACCAACCCUUCCCUGCCUGCCCCGCGUCCCAGUCCCCCAUCACCUUGAAAAAUCUACUGCCAAGCUAAAAUCUUACCAAGGAAAUCUCCUGCCGGAUUAAAACAAAGAACUGACUGAGUGGAGGGGUUUUGGCGCCCCCUGCUGGACACAGCGAUGAACUACAACAGGAUUUCAUACUAUAGGAUUUUGAAGGGAGUAGUAAGGGGGUGUGAGGGGUUGGGGGGCGCGGAACGUGAUUGUGAAGCCGGAUUUGGGGAGCUCAUACAGCAGGCAGGGACCUAGAACAACCUGCGACUGUUCAUUUUGCCAGUGCGACACAAUUAUAUAUAUUAAUGUAUCAAUGAAAUGGUAUUUUGUGAAAAGGUUUUGCCUGAUUGUAACUGUGCCAGCGAAUAAUGUGCGACGCGUCCGAAAGCCGUGCAGCUUAAAAUUGAUACCUCAUGUCAUAAUGAAGCCGGGAUUAAGUGAAUCCGUUCGGUAACGUGUUUGAUUUCAGAACCACAAAACCUGUCCUUCCCUCACCUUUACAAUUGCCAAUCCGUGGCGAUCGCAAGAGACUUUUCCUCUCACCCGGGGGCUGUGAACGGACAGUCUGAGAGUGCGAUUAUCAGCAGCCCUGUCUAUUAUUAUUAUUAUUAUUAUUAUUAUUAUUAUUAUUAUUAUUAUUAUUAUUAUUAUUAUUAACUAAAUGGUCACUCUUUUUGGUCCGAGGGAUCGGUGCAUUGAAUGUUUUAAACAUGCUAUUAAAACAUUUUCAUACCAGGAGGUUCAAAUCCCGGCUCAGCCACUGACUCCCUGUGUGUGCGUGCGUGCGUGCGUGUGUGUGUGCGUGUGUGUGUGUGUGUGUGUGUGUGUGUGUGUGUGUGUGUGUGUGUGUGACCCUGAGCAAGUCGCUUCACCUCCUUGUGCUCCAUCCUUCAGAUGAGACACAAAACAAACGAGCUCCUAUUGGAAGUGACUCUGCAGCAGCAGCAGCAGCAGUUGUUGAUGAUGCAGAGUUCACCCCCCUAGUCUCUGUGAGUCGCUUUGGAUAAAAGCGUCUGCUAAAUUACUCAUUAAUAAUAAUAAUAAUAAUAAUAAUAAUAAUAAUAAUAAUAAUAAUAAUAAUAAUAAUCAUCAUCAUAGUAAGGAUGUAUUUCUUAUUAAUUAAUGUGAUGCAUUUUAAAACUCCAUUGCAAGAUAAUGCCGUGUGUUUGUUAGACAGAACCACGGUCGAUUUGAACUGUGCUGCACCACUCCCAACAUUACAAGAGCAAAAUACAUGCAUGUAAAGCACAGAGAGGUGUGGUAAAGCAUAGGGAAGCAUUGUAAAGCACAGAGAGGUCUGGUAAAGCAUAGGGAAGCAUUGUAAAGCACAGAGAGGUCUGGUAAAGCAUAGGGAAGCAUUGUAAAGCACAGAGAGGUCUGGUAAAGCAUAGGGAAGCAUUGUAAAGCACAGAGAGGUCUGGUAAAGCAUAGGGAAGCAUUGUAAAGCACAGAGAGGUCUGGUAAAGCAUAGGGAAGCAUUGUAAAGCACAGAGAGGUCUGGUAAAGCAUAGGGAAGCAUUGUAAAGCACAGAGAGGUCUGGUAAAGCAUAGGGAAGCAUUGUAAAGCACAGAGAGGUGUGGUGUGCUAUGGGAGAAGCCUCUUAAUACCUGGUCUGGUUUCUAUGUACAUUAUAAUGGGGUUGUGAUCCAGGAUUGUGUCAGAGUGACUCUGUGCUGCCACAAGAGAUCGGUACUGUGUUUUUUAUAGGGUAAAGCUAUUUAAAAGUAUGUGCAAUUUUAAAAAAAAGAUAUUAUUAUUAUUAUUAUUAUUAUUAUUAUUAUUAUUAUUACACGGUACAGAUCACGGCAAUAUUGCGGGGAAUUUUUUUUUUAAAAAACACGAAAAUGUUGCUAACUUUUUGGUAAUAAAAAACAAGGUUUUUUUUUUUUUUUUACUAAAUAAUAUAAAAGUAUAUUAAAUGUAUAAAGUUUAUGUAUAAAUAAAAUGUAAAAAAAAAAGAAACAAACUAAUAAAUAACUAUUUACUGAU
Acipenser ruthenus (sterlet) is the source of this 7019-nucleotide messenger RNA. RefSeq names its product 1-phosphatidylinositol 3-phosphate 5-kinase-like. Lineage: Eukaryota; Metazoa; Chordata; Actinopteri; Acipenseriformes; Acipenseridae. The coding region runs from base 2617 to 4959 and encodes 780 amino acids. The record is from RefSeq and is a predicted model, not a curated record. The transcript has 4 exons. Gene Ontology annotation, biological process: regulation of transcription by RNA polymerase II.